Molecule: messenger RNA, 2911 nt
Organism: Andrographis paniculata
Lineage: Eukaryota; Viridiplantae; Streptophyta; Magnoliopsida; Lamiales; Acanthaceae
Product: ATP-dependent zinc metalloprotease FTSH 4, mitochondrial
Exons: 7
Coding region: 176-2314 (712 amino acids)
Biological process (GO): proteolysis
Cellular component (GO): chloroplast thylakoid; membrane
Molecular function (GO): metalloendopeptidase activity; ATP binding; ATP-dependent peptidase activity
Source: RefSeq, a predicted model, not a curated record
AUAGAUUUUUCUCUCUCCUCUCCUUCUCUCUCUCUCAUUUUGGUCGACGUUUCUUCAUUUGUGCUCAUAGAAAUUUCGAUGUUCUCAUACGCGUAGUUUGUUGCGAGUCGAGGGAAGGGGGCGAACUCUAGCUGGUUGUCUUUCCGUUCAAUUCUCGGCAAUUUGAGAUAAAAAUAUGGCUUUCAGGCGGCUUCUUAUUGAGGUCAAUAGGCAGGAAUCGCGACUGAGGCAAUUAAGCAAUUUGGCUUCUCGAACUUAUAGAACUUCACCAUAUGAAAGGGGAGUGCGAAAGGCUUCGAGUACUGUUGGGACAGGUAGCUAUGGAAGAUCUGGAUAUUUUGGUAGUUUACCUCGUAGAGUGCGUGACACUGAAGGAUCAGUUGAUGCUGCAUAUCUUAAGGAACUGUAUCAUCGAAAUGACCCUGAGGCAGUCAUUCGGUUAUUUGAGAGUCAACCUUCCCUACAUUCUAGUCCAUCUGCUCUUGCCGAGUAUGUCAAGGCCCUGGUUAAGGUUGACCGGCUUGACGAAAGUGAGCUACUGAAGACAUUGCACAGAGGGAUGUUGGGAGCUGCUAGCGCACACUUGGAUGAAGAAAGCAGUGGAGCACUUUCAGCUCUUCGAAAUGUGGGGAAGUCUUCGAAAACUGGAAUUCUUGGCACUGCAAGUGCUCCCAUACACAUGGUGACUGCUGAAGGGGGGAAUUUGAAGGAGCAAUUAUGGCGCACUCUCCGAGCUUUGGGGUUGACCUUCCUUUUGAUUUCUGGUGCUGGGGCACUUAUUGAGGAUAGAGGAAUCGGAAAAGGGCUUGGUUUGCACGAAGAAGUGCAACCUAGCAUGGAAUCUAAUACAAAAUUCAGUGACGUGAAGGGAGUUGAUGAGGCAAAAGCUGAACUCGAAGAAAUUGUUCACUACCUUCGUGAUCCAAAGCGGUUCACACGUCUUGGUGGUAAACUUCCUAAAGGUGUUCUUCUUGUUGGUCCUCCCGGAACUGGAAAAACUAUGUUAGCAAGAGCCAUUGCUGGAGAAGCCAGCGUACCAUUUUUCUCUUGCAGUGGCAGCGAGUUUGAAGAAAUGUUUGUUGGCGUUGGAGCCCGUAGAGUGAGAGAUCUCUUUGCUGCGGCAAAAAAGAGAUCACCGUGCAUUAUUUUUAUCGAUGAGAUUGAUGCCAUAGGAGGAAGCCGAAAUCCCAAAGAUCAGCAAUACAUGAAAAUGACACUAAAUCAAUUGCUCGUGGAGUUGGAUGGCUUCAAACAAAAUGAAGGGAUUAUCGUGAUUGCUGCAACUAAUUUUCCCGAGUCACUUGAUAAGGCGUUGGUGAGGCCUGGCCGGUUUGACCGACAUAUUGUUGUCCCAAAUCCCGAUGUUGAAGGGCGGAGGCAGAUCUUGGAAUCCCAUAUGUCGAAGGUUCUGAAGGCAGACGAUGUCGAUCUAAUGAUCAUUGCCAGAGGAACUCCCGGAUUCUCUGGUGCGGAUCUUGCAAACCUUGUCAAUGUAGCUGCUCUCAAGGCCGCCAUGGAUGGUGCCAAAGCGGUAACCAUGGUUGACCUCGAGUACGCCAAGGAUAAAAUCAUGAUGGGAAGCGAGCGUAAAUCAGCAGUAAUAUCCCCCGAGUCACGAAAACUGACGGCCUACCACGAGGGGGGUCACGCUCUCGUUGCCAUCCAUACCGACGGCGCUUUACCAGUGCACAAAGCAACUAUUGUCCCGCGAGGCAUGGCUCUCGGCAUGGUUUCCCAAUUGCCGGACAAAGACGAGACAAGUGUCUCCCGCAAGCAAUUGCUCGCCCGUCUCGACGUUUGCAUGGGAGGAAGAGUCGCCGAAGAGCUCAUCUUCGGAGAAAGCGAAGUCACCUCAGGCGCAUCGAGUGAUCUCAAGCAAGCCACCAGCCUCGCCAGAGCGAUGGUCACCAAGUACGGGAUGGGGAAACAGGUCGGAGUUGUCACCCACAACUACGACGACAAUGGUAAGAGCAUGAGCAGUGAGACGAGACUCCUCAUCGAGCAGGAAGUCAAGGAUUUUCUUGAUCGAGCCUACAACAACGCCAAAUCCAUCCUCACCACACACAACAAGGAGCUUCACGCCCUCGCCAACGCCCUCCUCGAGCAAGAGACACUUACAGGUAAUCAGAUCAAAGCCCUACUCGCUAACGUAAACUCUCAGCAAACGCAGAAACAGUCGAAGCAGAUGGUCAGCUCACAGUCGAGUACAGCUCCGCCGUCGCCGCCCAAUGCAGCUGCCGCCGCAGCUGCAGCGGCAGCUGCUGCCGCCGCUACUGCCACUGCCGCAGCCAAGGCUAACGGCGCCACACUGUAAGUCCCUUAUAGUUUCAGUGCUCGAAUUUAGAUUCUCUACCUGAAAAAUCUUGACACAUGAGAGUAUUCGAUAAAAAUUUCUUCGUCAUCAUCAUAACCAUCUCUUCGUCUCCAAUGUGAAUACGGUUAGUUGUUCUUUCGUGCAUAUACCCGGUUAUUAUCCGUUUUGCGCGAACCGGAACCGGUACGUCUGGAAUGAGAUGAUUAUUGUUUUGUGUAAGCUUUAGGAGGUGAGCAGAGGAGAAGAAAUAAACAGUGAACAUGUAACUCUCAGUUUGCCAACCUUACAUUAUAUUUGAUACAUUAUCAAUAUGGAUAUUGAAAAUUUCGUAGCGGUAUACUAUAGUUGUGUUGUGUGGUUGAAGGUGGACCGUUGGAUGUUGUGGUGUGAUGGACGGCCGAGAUUAGAUUAGAUUAGAUUGUAGGGCAGGGAUAUCGCCAUCGCCAAGUCCCAGGAUGUGUAUAAAUUGAAAUUUAAGCCCCCCGGCUCUUUCAGCCUCACUAGAUACGCCAGCCAGCUAGCCCAUUCGUGUUGUUAUGUGACAGGUGUCGAAAUAUAAUUGGUUCCUUUGAUAUAUAUACUGAAUAUUCUAUUGUG